Messenger RNA from Leishmania mexicana MHOM/GT/2001/U1103, 1215 nucleotides. RefSeq lists its product as hypothetical. The record is from RefSeq and is a predicted model, not a curated record. Bases 1 to 1215 code for a protein of 404 amino acids. Lineage: Eukaryota; Euglenozoa; Kinetoplastea; Trypanosomatida; Trypanosomatidae. The transcript has a single exon.
AUGGUCUCCGCAUGGCACAUUAUUCAGUACUUGGCGGAUCGUCACACCGCUGCAGUGGCAACGGCGUUUUUUAUCUACGUGCUCGUUAUCGCGUGGUGCGGAAAUACUGGCACGCGCGAGGUGCAGCAGCGGACCGAGGCCGUCUUGCGACGUCUUCACAGCACUGCUGAUGCCUCAUCGUCCGCAGGACCGACUUUCUUCACCUCUGCGGUGGCGCAGAGCGUGUCCGUGGCUGUUCUUCGACUAACAGACGCCGACGCAGAGCUGCUGCAUGGCGGAACUCUCGAUCGUGUACCGUCACGGGCCGAGAGGGAGCAGCAGUUGCUUUCCCUGGUACCUCGGUGGCAGUACUACUUCGCCGUCGGCGACUUCACCCUCAUCUCCGCUCCGUCACGCUUGGCGGCCAGUGGAAUGCUGAAGGAGUGGAUCGCGACGCUGGGUUCGGUAUACCCAACAUGCGUGUUUGCCUCUCUUGCGGGCGGCGCUGGGUCUGAGGACACAGAGGAUGACAGACAACUGCUCAUUCUGCCCGCCACCUGGCAGUCGAACCGACGCGCGUUGAUGGGCGAUCGACACCAGCAGUCUCUACGCGUCCUGCGUGUGCACACGCUCCCGGCUCCGGAGCGACUGCGGGAGAGAGCGGCGGCGGUGGCGGCAGCAAGUAGUAAGGGCGAUGACGGGGCCAAAGACCCUCUCUUUGUCUUCGUGUCGGAGAACGCGACUCGCAAGUGGUCGGCUGCCGUGGACGCCGCGGAGCUGAAGCGCCCGCCGACGGAGCGGUGGCGCAGCGGAAAGUCAGGCCUUGAUGCAUGGGAGGAAUUGCUACAGACAACAUCGAUGCCGCAAGCAGCGCUUCGUGCCGCGGUGGGUGCAGCUGCCGCCUCACCCUCUGUGGAUGAUCCCCUACCAUCUGACCUCCGUGGUUGUAUGGCGCAGCUGCGCAGGACGAAGGCGCAGGAGCCGUUGGCAUCCGUGACGGACGCGGCGCAGUACAUUCCGCGACUUGCCAUGGAUCUCGCUAACACCUACGAGGCGCCAUACGUGAUCUUUGCUUCGUGGUGCUCCUCCGUUGGUGCCUACGGCUGGAGUGGAACUAGCACGUCGGGGGCCAGCACUGAGGAACACGCUCUCGUGCUUGUGCUCUGCUUGCAAGACAGCGAACUCGUGGAAAUUGUCCCCUCAGGACACCAUGUUUCACGACAUCUCCAGCAGUGA